This is a messenger RNA of Purpureocillium takamizusanense, 1153 nucleotides long. RefSeq names its product Proteasome endopeptidase complex (gene PUP2). Gene Ontology annotation, biological process: proteasome-mediated ubiquitin-dependent protein catabolic process. Lineage: Eukaryota; Fungi; Ascomycota; Sordariomycetes; Hypocreales; Ophiocordycipitaceae. The transcript has 3 exons. The record is from RefSeq and is a predicted model, not a curated record. Gene Ontology annotation, cellular component: proteasome core complex, alpha-subunit complex; nucleus; proteasome core complex. The coding region runs from base 245 to 982 and encodes 245 amino acids.
GCUCCUCCAUCCUCCUCCUCUGACCUCAGCCUGCUCCCCCGACACUCGCCGUUGCAGCCCGCCCUCUCCCGCCCCGCCGCGGCAGCGUCAAUUAUCCCGCCCGUCGUCGUCGUCGUCUUCUUCUCCUUCUUUCUGUCUCGAAGACACUCACGCACCGGCCUGCGCCUCUAGCCAGGCCAGCUGAACCACCACCUACCACAACCACAACCACCACCAGUAACAACCACCCCCAAACACCGCCAAGAUGUUCAUGGCAAGAUCCGAAUACGACCGAGGCAUCAACACCUUCUCCCCCGAAGGCCGCCUCUUCCAGGUCGAGUACUCCCUCGAGGCCAUCAAGCUCGGCUCCACGGCCAUCGGCGUCGCCACCUCGGACGGCGUCGUCCUCGGCGUCGAGAAGCGCGUCACCUCGACCCUCCUCGAGACGUCGUCGGUCGAGAAGAUUGUCGAGAUCGACCGCCACAUCGGCUGCGCCAUGUCCGGGCUCCAGGCCGAUGCCCGCUCCAUGGUCGAGCACGCCCGCGUCGAGUGCCAGAGCCACGCCUUCAACUACAACGAGCCCCUCGGCGUCGAGAGCUGCACCCAGGCCAUCUGCGACCUCGCCCUGCGCUUCGGCGAGGGCGCCGAGGGCGAGGAGACCAUCAUGAGCCGUCCCUUUGGCGUCGCCCUCCUCAUCGCUGGCUUCGACGAGGACGGCCCUCAGCUCUUUCAUGCCGAGCCGAGCGGCACCUUCUACCGCUACGACGCCAAGGCCAUCGGAUCCGGCUCUGAGGGGGCCCAGGCCGAACUUCAGAACGAAUACCACAAGUCUCUAAGCAUCACCGAUGCCGAAACGCUGGUUCUCAAGACGCUGAAGCAGGUCAUGGAGGAGAAGCUCGACUCCAAGAACGUACAACUGGCUAGCGUCACCAAAGAAAAGGGCUUCAGGAUAUACACAGACGAGGAGAUGGCUGCUGUCGUGGAGCGGCUGCCGGCCAAUUGAGCGCGUGCGACAUGCCGCGCGCCUGUAGAGGAAUAGACUUGUAACUACACGCGCCUAGCGCACAAAGGGCUUCCUGCUUCGGGCUGUCGCAUCGAGCGCGCCCGUUAAGGGCAACGUCCGGAAUGUAUGAUUAUGAGAAGCUUCACACUGAUGCCGACGACGAUUAUAGCG